Messenger RNA from Blepharisma stoltei, 342 nucleotides. The record is from the annotation of a GenBank genome assembly. Lineage: Eukaryota; Ciliophora; Heterotrichea; Heterotrichida; Blepharismidae.
AUGGCAAAUUUGAAAAUCCCUGGCAACCAGUCAGAAGAAGAACACACUCUAGAUAAUCAAGAAUUAGGCUCACCAUCAUUUUUCUUUGAAUCUCCUAUUCAAUUCGCUUCCAAAUCAAACCUUAGCUACAGUCCCUCAAACGAUUUUCUUUCAUCUGUCACAUCUCCAAAAACACAGGAUCUUCCUUUGACUACUGAACUGAUGGCGAAGCAACUCCAUGAAGCAAUUAACCAACACAAAGUUGCUUUCAGUAGAAAAUGUGAUAAAAUCAAGCAAGAAAUUCAAUCGCUUUUAUCUGAAGAUGGAAAAGAAAAUAUUUUUCGAGCUCCUGAAAAGGACUAA